AGCAUAAACAAAGGACUCUCGGAAGUGCGAAAUUGUAUAUGCUGUCUGUGGUAGAUCGAGGGACAAAUUUAUGGUUAGAUUUGCGCGAUUUUACAGAAUCAAUGGUCUGAGGAUUCCUUUGAACAUCUUUGUAGCAACUCUUACCCUUAAAGUUGUCAUGGCUACCAUCAUGGAGGCAGGUCUAACAUCGUCAGCAUUAAUGACAUGCGAACCAGAAUGGAUUGGCUUGAAAGUAAAUCUGUUCGCCUUUGAUUUUGACGGCACCUGUACCCAAAAGGAUACAACAAGCCUUCUGUACAAGGCAACAGAAAAGUACUGCUCCUCUACUCAAGCUGAAAUAAAAGCUAUCGAUGAACAAUGGAAUGAACUGGGAAAGAAGUACUGGACUGGUCACCUUGAGGUUGUGGCCAAGUCCCUCUCUGUUCAUGCAGAUCCUGAUAUGUCAGCAUUUGACGAGAAAGGACUGAGGUCAUUCCUACAAGAGGUGCACAAAUUUGACUUGAAAAUGACUAAGGAAGUUGAAGCAAGUGAAAUUCUUAAAGGAAUUUCUAAAGAAGCCAUCAAAGAAGUUGCAAAAGAAGUUAAGCUUAAUCCUGGGUGUCUGAAUGUUCUUAAUCACGUCAACUUACCACUACAUUUGAUAUCAGUUAACUGGUGUCAGGACUUGAUCCAUGCAAACCUGGGUCACCUCAGACAUUUGAACAUCUUUGCAAAUAGCCUUCCACUUGAGGGUGAACUAUCUUCAGGCAUUAUUGGGAAGAAAUUGAGAAGUGCCUUUGACAAGGAAAUUAAAUUCCAGGAUCUUGUCCGCAACAGAUCUGUGGAUAGUUCUGAUGGAAUUUCAGUCUUUGUUGGUGAUUCAAUUGGCGACAUACUGGCAUUAUUGAAAUCAGAUGUUGGAAUUGUGAUUGGGAAAAGUCACACCUUCAGAAAAGUAGCCAAGUCAUUUGGUAUCAAGCUUCUGCCCUUGCAAGAAAUCCAAAAGAUGACAAGAAAUGGCUGCCACGAACAAGCUAUUCCAAAACAGAAAGGAGUGCUGUUUGAGGCACCCUCAUGGAAUGAAAUUGGAUUUACCUUGUUUGGAACAAGAUACACUCCUAAUAAAUUCUAGAGCAGAACUGUCUUGUCCCCUUUUA
Orbicella faveolata is the source of this 1136-nucleotide messenger RNA. RefSeq lists its product as uncharacterized. NCBI's taxonomy places the organism in Eukaryota, Metazoa, Cnidaria, Anthozoa, Scleractinia, Merulinidae. The record is from RefSeq and is a predicted model, not a curated record. Gene Ontology annotation, cellular component: cytosol.